This is a messenger RNA of Puccinia graminis f. sp. tritici CRL 75-36-700-3, 687 nucleotides long. RefSeq lists its product as uncharacterized. The record is from RefSeq and is a predicted model, not a curated record. The transcript is spliced from 3 exons. Lineage: Eukaryota; Fungi; Basidiomycota; Pucciniomycetes; Pucciniales; Pucciniaceae. The coding region runs from base 1 to 687 and encodes 228 amino acids.
AUGGAAGUCUUGAGGCAGCAGCCAUGGUUCAACAGCAAGCAAGCCAUUUGGUGCAUCGUGAUGAAAUUCAAAGAAAGUGUCUUGAAAUCAACCACCACAUCGGAACUCUGCCUAUACCUUCUUAAUUUGAUCCUAGAAACCGCCAAGCCUCAAAACUUGCCCGCCCGUCCUCAUCCUCGGCCUUCGAUCUCCUUCCUUGAACCUUCCCCUCCUCCUGCCUCUCCGUUCUCUACCUCUCAACAGCAACACCCCUCUCCUUCGUCAACUCAAAGCUCUUCUCCACCUACUGGAUCAGCCGGUCCACUGGCUAAUCAUCCAUACAAAGACUCUUCGACCAAAAAGAGUGAAGGAAAAGAGACCAAAGAAGAAGGGAGUCGAAGACCCAGCCAGACUAGACUCUCCUUCCUUUCCGCUCCGUUGAUGUCAAACACUCAUCUUCUCGCCGCCAAUGAUCAUGAUGAGGAUGAUUGUGUCUUCGUCUUUGUUGUCCGCAUCGGCUUGCUCUUCGUCCAGAUCUGUGCGCUCUUGAGUCUCACCAAUCUAAUUGAAGCGCAAACAGAGGCUAUCCAUAUCCUGACGAUUCUAGUCCAAGUGUCGCCGCUCUUUGUCUCGUUAUUCCUAUCGCACCCGGACUUCGAUGCCCGCCGAACCCCGUCUUCCCAUCCAAUCUUCUCACCCCCCCAUUGA